This is a messenger RNA of Saccostrea cuccullata (small rock oyster), 6163 nucleotides long. RefSeq names its product mucin-2-like. Gene Ontology annotation, biological process: protein dephosphorylation. Bases 350 to 6163 code for a protein of 1937 amino acids. Gene Ontology annotation, molecular function: protein tyrosine phosphatase activity. NCBI's taxonomy places the organism in Eukaryota, Metazoa, Mollusca, Bivalvia, Ostreida, Ostreidae. The transcript has 27 exons. The record is from RefSeq and is a predicted model, not a curated record.
CUUCCGUUUAAGAUUUCCUGAUCCUUCAUCAAAAGCCAGAAAAGAUAGCCAUAUAAAAAAGACUAUAGGAUCAUACCGGCACCCAGGAACGAUGUGAUUUAUACUUUUAAUUUGGAUAAUUAAUUUAUUUUUGAUUUCCCGGAUGCUGUUUGAGUGGAUUACUUGAGGGUGGAGAGUAUGAAUUCUUUACAAUUAGUGAUUCUGGUUGUCUUGUGUACAGUAUGUGCUGUGUCUUACAGAUGUGGAUCAUUCCCAAAACGAAUGUCCAGUCAAUACAUUUGGAGUACAGUGUCAUGAGUGCCAUUGUAAAACAGCCUGUGAUAGAGAGACCGGGUCCUGCACACGAUGUAUGGAAGGGUGGCACGGACCAAACUGUCAAAUGAAAAAUGUGGGCUUAAAACAGAAAACAAAAGCAAGAAUAUAUGGGAGAAACUAUGGAGAAGAAACAGUUAAUGGAAGAAGAGAUGACUGCACGCUGUUGACUAAUUCUGACGAAGUGAUGAGACUUAGAAUAAUCCUGGAGAAGAACUACAACAUUAAUGGCAUCACUGUGUUUACUAACAGUUCAGUAAAGAGCCGCAGUAAAAUGGAUGGGUUUGAUAUAGUUCUAUCAGAAACUGAGCAUGUUGGUGCAGGCACAGUGUGUUAUACACAGUCGCAGGAAAUCGCUGAAACUGGCCGGAUUGACACCUCUUGUCGGGGAAGGGCUACAACUGUUUUUAUCCGCAAGAAAUAUCCCCCUUACUUUCUCUUCAUCUGUGAGGUUGAAAUUUACGUGUGCCAGAUAGGGUUUUGGGGGACACAGUGUGAGAGGCCGUGUAACUGUGCCAAUGAUGAGGAGUGUAACCCGUACACAGGAGUGUGUCCCAGGGGCUGUCACCUAGGAACCACCUGUAAUUCCCCUCUCGUCGGUGAAUCCCCACUCAUUGCACAAUAUGAUGAGGACCUCUAUGAGGUGACAACUGCUGAGGACCCUGUACUUCUUGCUGCGGAACCUUUACCUCUCGCUGCAGACCCAGCUUAUUCCUCAUCCUCAAAUUCAACUGAAGAAUCAGCAACAACUAGUGACAGUGUAACAACUGAGGAAGAAUCACACAACAAUGAGGAAGAGGAAACAACAACUAGUGCCAGUAGUACAACAACUGAAGAAGAAACAACAACAACUAGUGUCAGUAGUACAACAACUGAAGAAGAAUCAACAACAACUAGUGUCAGUAGUACAACAACUGAAGAAGAAACAACAACUAGUGUCAGUAGUACAACAACUGAAGAAGAAACAACAACAACUAGUGUCAGUAGUACAACAACUGAAGAAGAAACAUCAACAACUAGUGUCAGUAGUACAACAAUUGAAGAAGAAACAACAACAACUAGUGUCAGUAGUACAACAACUGAAGAAGAAACAACAACAACUAGUGCCAGUAGUGUAACAACUGAGGAAGAAACAACAACAGCUAGUGUCAGUAGUACAACUGAAGAAGAAACAACAACAACUAGUGCCAGUAGUGUAACUGAGCAAGAAUCAACAACAACUACCAGUAGUACAACAACUGAAGAAGAAACAACAACAAUAAGUGUCAGUAGUACAACAACUGAAGAAGAAACAACAACAAUUAGUGUCAGUAGUACAACAACUGAAGAAGAAACAACAACAACUAGUGACAGUGUAACAACUGAGGAAGAAACAACAACAACUAGUGUCAGUAGUACAACAACUGAAGAAGAAACAGCAACAACAACAAGUCCCAGUAGUAUAACAACUGAGGAAGAAUCAACAACAACAACUACCAGUAGUACAACAACUGAGGAAGAAAUAACAACAACUAGCUUCAGUGGUUCAACAACUGAGGAAGGAACAACUAGUGUCAGUAGUGUAACAACUGAGCAAGACUCAACAACUAGUGCUAGUAGUACAACAAAUGAGCAAGACUCAACAACUAGUGUCAGUAGUGCAACAACUAGUGCCUAUAGUAUCACAACUGAGGAAGCAUCAACAACAACUAGUGUCAUUAGUGUAACAUCUGAGGAAGAAACAACUUCUGUGAGUGAAAUUACAUCUGCACAAACAUCAACUAGUAGUGAUGAAACAACAAUUGCUAAUGAAGCAACAACCACAGAGGUUUCAACUAGUGUCACAACUGGAGCUGAGAUAUUAACAACAACUGUGAAUGAAUUAACUACUAAUAGUGAAUUAACAACUGUUAAUGAAGCAACAACUACAACUGAAAUCACAACUGGAGAAACAACCACUGCUAAUGAAAUCACAACAGCUACUACAUCUCCUGACACAACAAGUACUGAAAGUGAAACAACAACUGAUAGUGAAAUGACAACUGAGUCGGUAAGUACAAGUAUGUCAACCUCAUCAGCAACCACUGAAAGCAGUACAACUGCAGAAACAACAAGUACUCCCACCAGUGAAACAACUACAACAAGCCUAAAUAUUGGCAUGUCCACAAUGGAAGACACAACUUCUUCUGUUCAAUCUACAGUUACUGAAGACAUUACCUUAAAUGUUACUAGUACAAUAACAACUGCUGAAAGUGUGACUACGUCUGAAAUCCAAAGUACAUCCACAGCUAGUAGUUCCUCUAGUAUGGCCUCCACAGUUGAUGAAACUACAACCACUGUCCAAACCACCACUGAAAAUCCAGUGACAACUUCUGGUAGUACGCCUACCACAACUGGUGAUCAGACAACUUCUACACAAAGUGUAAGUACAACUGCUGAAUCUGGAACAACAUCAGUAAGUCAGGGCACAACUGAAACACAGUCGACACUUUCUGAGGUUCAGUCUACUACUGAAUCUUUAGAUAGUACCACAAGUGAAAUUCAGACUACAUCUGAAAGUCAAAUAACAACAGAAACAACAGGGACUCAAACCAGCACAAGUGACAAUGUGAGCACAGAGAGUGUUAGCACAUCCACUGAAUCUGUGACAACAGCUGGCUUUGAAAGCACGACAUUAACAGAAGGAAAUGAUUCCACGCUAACAACUUCCACGUUCACAACCCAAUCAAGUACAGAACUACUCACAUCUGAUGAAUCUCAGACAGAAGGAAGUUCUACUCUCCCAUCCACAUUCUCAACUGAAUUAUCAAUGACCUCAAGUGAAGGUCAAACCACAGCUUCUACAACUGGAUCAGACUCAACUACUAUGGAAUUAUCAACUUCUUCUUCUACUGUUCAAACAGAGACAUCUAGUGAAUCAACUAGUGAAUCAACAUUUAACCCAACUUCACAAACAACAACCACUGAAACAACAGAACUUGAGACUACUGUAGUAUCAACAACUACAAUGACUCCAGUUACAAGUUCAGGACUGCCAUCUGAAGUUUCUUCAGAAUCAACAGCUUUAACUUCAACUGAAAGCUCAACCAGCUCAUCAGUAUCAACAUCAGUGGAUGAAUUUACUGGAUCAACAUCAACUGUUAUUACAACUGUAGGAGAAUCCUCCACAACCACUGAGGCAACUCAAUCUACUACAUUAUCUGGAUCAACAUCAGAGUCAUUUGAAUCAACAACAGAGCCCUCUGGCUCAACAAUACAGACAACUGAAACAACAACACCAAUGUCUGAGUCAACAACCCAGAUUGCUCCGACUUCUGAAUCAACAGGGCCAUCAACUGAAACAGAGAUCUCCACUGUCUCAACAUCACAAUCAACAACUCCAGUUUCUGAAUCAACAACACAGCCAUUUACAACAACUACUCAAGCUGUAGGGACUUCUGAAUCAACUCUACCAUCAACUGCAACAGAGACCACUGUUUUAACUUUUACUUCGGAAGAGGCUACUGGGACUACAACAACUACUGGGACUACAACAACAGAAAUCUUUCCAGGACUAACAGCCAACCCUACCGUCUCUACAGAACCAACGACACCACAAAUAAACACUACAACUCCUGUAGAAUCAACGACAGUAUUAUCAACUUCUACAGAAUCGACCACAGAGGUAACCUCUGGUGUUACAGAAACCACAGAGUCUCCAACUCCAACACAGACUGUAUCAGUGUCAACUCCAGAGGUUACAACCGUGGAAUCAACGACAGUUACGUCAACUUUUGUCCCAACACAGACUUCCUUUGUCAGCUCCUCAACAACAGUCAUUUUAUCGUCAGACACAUUGCCUGUGAGUUCUCUGGUGGCUAUUGUAGUCCCCUCCCUCCUCUUGUUUUUUAUAAUUCUGGCUGUUCUCUUAUCAGGAUUUUUCAUCCUCAAGAAACGAAAUCGGCAGAAAAUUUCAGAUGAAGAGAUAGCAGGCAAUGAUGUCAUCAUUACUGAUAUGAUGCCAUUGACACCUAUACCUAACGGAACCAAUGGUGUCGUAAAAAAAGAUUUUGAUGAGUCUCUUCCCUAUAAGUAUGAUGAGGACGGGGACUUGGUUUAUGAUGGGCCACCUCAAGGUUACUCUAUUCCGGUCAAGGACAUUCAAGGUCAUGUCAUCAAGCUCCAGGAAGAGAAUCAGUUUGCUAAUGACUACCAGGACUUGCCAGAUGGAAUGUUUCUACCCACAAAAGAUAGCAAACUGGAGGAAAACAUGCCCAAAAAUAGAUACACAAACAUGCUGGCAUACGAUCACUCGCGGGUUAAAUUACGAGGUUUACCUGCAGGACACACCGAUUAUAUCAACGCUAAUUAUAUAGAUGGUUUUAAGAAAAAGAAGGCAUAUAUUGCAACACAAGGUCCUUUGAAGACUACUACAGCAGAUUUUUGGAGUAUGGUCUGGCAAGAAGAUGUCAAAAAAAUUGUCAUGGUAACAAACCUCAAAGAAAAGAAUAGGCUUAAAUGUCACCAGUACUGGCCACAAGAAAAGAAAGCCAUGAACUGCUACGACAAGUUGAGGGUCGUCACAGAUUCUGAAAAUGUGUUCCCUGUAUUUGUAGUCAGGAAAAUCAAGCUCACUGAUAUAAAGACUGAUGAGAGUAGGGUAGUGACUCAGUUCCACUUUACCGCGUGGCCGGAUCACGGCGUUCCCGAUGCCUUCCAGCUUCUACAGUUUUUCCGUAAGGUCACGGGAAACAGCACGGAGUAUGAACCUCGACCCACUGUGGUUCACUGCAGUGCGGGGGUAGGAAGAACGGGUACGUAUAUAGGACUUGACGCCUUGUGGAAACAGGGACGUAAAACUGGCUCUAUUGAUAUCCUCCGCUUCGCCAAAACGAUGAGGAAAAACAGGACAAAGAUGAUCCAGACUCUGGAUCAGUUCACUUUCCUACAUUUCAUUUUAAUGGAGGCUUUUGCUAAUCCUGAUGCAGCAAUAUCAGGAGAAAUGGUUGCCAAAUUCAAAGGAAUUAAAGAUCCUAAAGUAGUCCAAAGAAUUAAUACAGAAUUUGAGAAAUUGAACACGCUGCGACCUGAAUACCAGAUGACAGACUACCAAGAUGCCCUUCAUCCCAAAAAUCAGUCUAAAAAUAGGUCUCAGGAUAAUCUCCCAGUUGAUAAUUACCGAGUUCGUUUAGAAUCUACUUAUGGAGAGGAUGAUUAUAUCAAUGCUGUGAUAUUGCCCACGAGUUGGAACCGGGAAGGAUUCCUGAUCACUCAGUAUCCCCUGCCCUCUACCAUAGCAGACUUCUGGACAAUGGUCUAUAAUUAUGAGUGUUCUUCUAUUGUUCUACUGGAUGAAGAGGACUAUGAGGAGUGUUUCUUCCCAGCUCUGGAGCAGACGUCAGAAUGGGGUCGUCUGGUGCUACAGACGACGGAGGUGUCCGAACCUCAGGACUGUGUGACUGAGCUCACAGUGAACCUCACAAACACGCAAAAUGCCAUUGACAAUGACGAGGAUAUAGAGAACGAGAUGGAGUUGGAGGUUAAAAUAUUCGUGGGCAGCGGUUGGAAGGCGACCAGUGAACUUCCUGAAGCUCAGAAACUGCUGCACUGCUUACAUUACGAAGUUCAGAAGCGCCAGACCCAGCUAGGUGAACAGAAACCUGUGGUCGUCAUAUGCAGGAAUGGAGCUACACAGAGUGGUCUUUACUGUGCUGUGUGUAACAUUCUGGAUGGAAUAGAUUGGUACAAUGAAGUAAACAUUUAUCACAGUGUACGACAGCUUCAGAUACGAAAGCCAGAAAUCAUAAGGUCAAAGACUCAGUACCAGUAUUGUUACCAGGUGGCGCUUAACUACCUGAAUCCCGGUGAUAUUUCUAAUUAUGGUUUAAAAUGA